This is a messenger RNA of Fonsecaea multimorphosa CBS 102226, 1530 nucleotides long. RefSeq lists its product as uncharacterized. The record is from RefSeq and is a predicted model, not a curated record. Bases 1 to 1530 code for a protein of 509 amino acids. The transcript has a single exon. NCBI's taxonomy places the organism in Eukaryota, Fungi, Ascomycota, Eurotiomycetes, Chaetothyriales, Herpotrichiellaceae. Gene Ontology annotation, molecular function: 3-deoxy-7-phosphoheptulonate synthase activity. Gene Ontology annotation, biological process: aromatic amino acid biosynthetic process.
AUGGAGACAAACGGCACUCCCAAAUCCGCCACAACAGGACCUUGGACGCCGUCCAGCUGGAAGACCAGACCCAUCGUGCAGUCGGUCCAGUACAGCGACCUCAAGGCUUUCGAUGCCUCGAUCCACAAACUCAACACACUGCCGCCCUUGGUCACGCCGCAAGAGAUUGUGAAAUUGAAGAACGAACUCGGCGAGGUCGCGAGGGGCAAUGCCUUUUUGCUCCAGGGAGGCGACUGUGCCGAGUUGUUCGACUACUGCACGCAAGAGAUGAUCGAGGCCAAGGUCAAACUGCUCCUGCAGAUGUCGCUGGUCCUGAUCUACGGCGCCAAGAAGAAGGUCGUCCGCGUGGCCCGCAUGGCCGGCCAGUAUGCGAAACCGCGCUCGUCCCCCACGGAGAUGGUCAACGGGGUCUCGAUGCCCAGCUUUCGGGGGGACAUCCUGAACAGCUACGAGGCGGACCCGGUCCUGCGGGAACCCGACCCCAAGAGACUGGUGGACGCGUACUUCCACUCGGCCGCGACGCAGAACUACCUCCGCGCGGCCCUGGCGAGCGGCCUCGCCGACCUCCACGCGCCCCUCGACUGGAGUUUAGGCCACGUCCGCGAUCCCACCGUGCGGGACAAGUACCAGGUCAUCGUGGAGCGCAUCACCGACACGCUGGACAUGAUGCGCACGAUCGGGCUGGACACGGGCGGCGGGUUGGAGACGGUCGACCUGUUCACCUCGCACGAGGGGUUGCUGCUGGAAUACGAACAGUCGCUGACUCGGAAAUUCAAACACCCAUCAAACUACCACCAACCCGCCCAACAUCGCCCUUCCUCACCUGUCACCAACCGCCAAACCAUCCAAUCCAAGACCCGCAAAACGUCCUUGCCAACCCAGCUCCCACCUCCCCUGCCACCCACAAAGGGCUACUACGACACCUCAGCCCACAUGCUCUGGAUCGGCGACCGCACACGGCAACUCACACACUCGCACGUCGAGUUUUUCAGAGGCAUCGCCAAUCCGAUCGGCGUCAAAGUCGGUCCCAGCAUGCCCGCAUCAGACCUGGUGCCGUUACUGGAUAUCCUCAACCCGGAGCACGAGGUCGGCAAAAUCGUCCUGAUCACCCGCUACGGCUGCGACAAGAUCGCCACCCACCUCCCAGCGCACAUCCGCGCGGUGCAACAAUCCCCCCAUCAGGGCACCGUGGUAUGGCAAUGCGACCCGAUGCACGGCAACGGGCGCAACGCCACAGUCCCCGACUCCUCCUCCUCCUCUUCUAACACAACCACAAUAAAAACGCGCCGCUUCUCCGACAUCCUCUCCGAACUCCACCAAGCCCUGCAAAUCCACCGCGCCGAGCACUCGUACCUGGGCGGCGUGCACCUCGAGCUGACAGGCGAGGCCGUCACCGAGUGUCUGGGCGGCAGCGAGGGUCUGACCGAGGAGCACCUCAGCCUCAACUACGCGACCUUUUGUGACCCGAGACUCAACGAGAAGCAGGCCCUCGAAUUGGCGUUUCUGGUUGCCGGGUUCUAUAGGGAGUAA